Molecule: messenger RNA, 942 nt
Organism: Ictidomys tridecemlineatus (thirteen-lined ground squirrel)
Lineage: Eukaryota; Metazoa; Chordata; Mammalia; Rodentia; Sciuridae
Product: olfactory receptor 7D4
Biological process (GO): G protein-coupled receptor signaling pathway
Cellular component (GO): membrane
Molecular function (GO): olfactory receptor activity; G protein-coupled receptor activity
Source: RefSeq, a predicted model, not a curated record
CACAUGGAGUCCCAAAACCAAACACUUGCAGCAGAAUUCCAUCUCCUGGGACUCUCAGAGGACCCAGCCCUGCAGCCCGUCCUCUUUGGACUGUUCCUGUCCAUGUACCUGGUGACAGUGCUUGGGAACCUGCUCAUCAUCCUGGCCGUCAGCUCUGACUCCCACCUCCACACCCCCAUGUACUUCUUCCUCUCCAACCUGUCCUUGGCUGACAUUGGUAGCACCUCCACCUUAGUCCCUAAGAUGCUGGUGAACAUCCAGACAGAAAGCAAAGCCAUCUCCUAUGCAGGCUGCCUCACUCAGGUAUAUUUUUUCGUGGUUUUUCUAUGUAUGGACAACUUACUGCUGGCUGUGAUGGCCUAUGAUCGCUAUGUGGCCAUCUGCCACCCCUUGCAUUACAUGGUCAUCAUGAACCCCCACCUCUGUGUCCUGCUGGUCCUGAUCUGUCUGCUCAUCAGCACUGUGGAUGCCCUGGUGCACACUCUGAUGUUGCUGCAUCUGUCUUUCUGCAAACACCUGGAGAUCCCCCACUUCUUCUGUGAUGUGACUCAGGUCCUCAAGGUGGCCUGUUCUAAUACCCUCGUCAACAACAUCGUGGUUUAUUUAUCAACCACUCUGUUGGGUAUUGGUCCUAUGUGUGGCAUAAUAUUCUCCUAUGUUCAAAUUGUUUCCUCCAUCCUGAGAAUCCCGUCCACUGGUGGAAGGUAUAAAGCUUUUUCUAGCUCUGGGUCUCACCUGUCGGUGGUUUCUUUGUUCUAUGGGACUGCUCUUGGUGUUUACCUUAGUUCUGCAGUUACUGAUUCUCCCAGGAAGACUGCAGUGGCCUCUGUGAUGUAUGUGCUGGUCACCCCCAUGCUGAACCCCUUCAUCUACAGCCUCAGGAACAAGGACAUGAAGGGGGCCUUGAGAAAACUCACCUUGGGGACAUUUUCCAUUUCAUGA